Messenger RNA from Anopheles funestus (African malaria mosquito), 3781 nucleotides. It is a transcript of the gene drk, whose product is annotated as growth factor receptor-bound protein 2. Lineage: Eukaryota; Metazoa; Arthropoda; Insecta; Diptera; Culicidae. The transcript has 5 exons. Gene Ontology annotation, molecular function: protein binding. The record is from RefSeq and is a predicted model, not a curated record. Bases 965 to 1600 code for a protein of 211 amino acids.
GCAUGAACCAACCUUCCUAUUGAGCGAUUCAGAAAAAAAGCGACAACGUUCUCGUCCCGCUCGCCUUUUUUCGUGUGUGUGUCUAUCGAGCCGUUUUCGUUGCGUUGUGUUUUCCCGUCAGCGUUAGUUUCGAUCCCUUAAGCCUAAUGAACAGUGUCUAUGUGAUGUCUGUCUUUGCUGCGUGUGUCAUCAUCGUUGCCCCGUAAUUGCUGUGCAGUUUGUUGGAGAAAUAAUUUAAAAAUAAGUUAUCCUAGUACACCGGUCAGUGUGAGCUGCUGUACGUACGUGUGGUCUAUGUGUGUGUGCGUGUGUAUAAUUGUUUUAUAGUGUUUGUGUCCCGGUGCAUGCACGCAUGUGUGUAGAUGCGUGCGGCUUCGUUUAUUUAAGUGAGCCGAAUAGUGCAAUCAAUAUUUGUGAAGAAUAUUUAUAAGCCAACAGUGCACUCGGUGAAAGAAUGCAUUUUAUGGGCUAGUAAAUUGUGUACAGUGUGUCCGUGUGUGUGUGUGUGCGCGCGCGUGUAAUUUUUGCGUGCACGUGUGCAUGAAUGUUUACUAAGCCAAUAGUGCGUGAGUGUUGUGAGUGCUUUUUCCUUGGUUCGGUGCACAUCGGUGCUCUUCCGUUCCAUCCAUUUGCUGCUGCUACUGCUUUCUUGCGUCCCUGAUCACAACGCAUGUGAUCGUGUAUCUCCGGUUGUACUUCGCUGCAGUGUAUUCAGUACCAGUGAUUGUUGGUAGCUCUAUGAAAAAUCCCUUUAAAGUGCAAAUUUUAGCUGCAAAAAACACAAUCAUCCAGUAAUCCUUCAAGGCACCAGGAUUCACCGGGCGCAGUUUUGUUGUUUGUUUUGAUCGAACCAGGAACACGAAUACGUCGGAAGUCUAGAUAAGCUGACAGGCAGACGGCGGCGGCAUAACGAUUCACACACUAAACGCACACACGCUUGGAACGAUCGCCACACAGCCACAAAAUGGAAGCAGUUGCAAAGCAUGACUUUAACGCCACAGCGGAUGAUGAGCUGAGCUUCAGAAAGAGCCAAGUUUUAAAGAUUUUAAAUAUGGAAGACGACAUGAACUGGUAUCGGGCGGAGCUCGAUGGCAAGGAAGGACUGAUACCUAGCAAUUACAUAGAAAUGAAAAAUCACGACUGGUACUACGGGCGCAUCACACGGGCGGACGCGGAAAAGCUGCUAUCGAACAAACACGAGGGAGCCUUUCUGAUACGGAUCAGUGAAUCGAGCCCCGGUGACUUUAGCCUGUCGGUCAAGUGUUCCGAUGGUGUGCAACACUUCAAGGUGCUGCGCGAUGCACAGGGCAAGUUCUUCCUCUGGGUGGUGAAGUUCAACUCACUGAACGAGCUGGUCGACUACCACCGUACCGCUAGUGUGUCUCGAUCGCAGGACGUUAAACUGCGCGAUAUGGUGCCAGAAGAGAUGUUGGUGCAGGCUUUGUACGACUUCGUAGCGCAAGAAUCCGGCGAACUGGACUUCCGACGAGGGGACGUCAUUACGGUGACGGAUCGUUCCGAUGAGCAUUGGUGGAAUGGCGAGAUUGGCAACCGGAAAGGACUGUUUCCAGCAAUAUACGUAGCACCGUACCAUUCAUAAAACAUAAGUAUUUUACUCGCCUCCUGGCACACACACACACCGUACAUGCAUACCCUCACAUACACAUGCCAACCGCGGAAACAUAAGCAACAUGGACAGAAUCAUGCAACAGGCAAACAGUGAACCACAUCAACAUCGAGGCAAAAGAGCAAACCGGACGCCCGCAACCACUUCCACAAAUACUCCACCAUCCCCACAAGGGGCGCGCGUAUACGCGCUCAGUUUUAUAGUACAGUUUAUACACGUUUGAAAGGUAACAGAAAAACAAUCCAUUCAGAUUAUUGAAAACAGUAAGGAGAUGUUAGAGUGUAACGAACAUGUCAACCAACAAUUGCCAGCAACUUCCGGUAGGGGCCGUUAUCAACCAGAUGACUUACACGCUAUUGCAGGGAAUUGCAACAAUUCGAAACAGAGCAAUGUACGCUUUUCGUUCUGGGUCUCUCUGUCACUCUCUCCCUCUCUCUCUCUCUACACACACACACACAUACACGAUAGUAGAAUGAUUUUAUUCGAGGCUGACAUUCGGGAAAGGAAUCAACGCAAAUGGCAAAAACACCCCUAUAAAUAUUAUAUAUUUUUUAAAUGUGUAGAGAAAAUGCAAAAGAAACGGAAAGAAAACGGAACAGCAAGGUGUAAACCAACGCAAUAGAAAACGUGCCAGGUAAAGAAGGAAAGAGGAGUAAAAAGACUCGAAAUAUGAGAAUGAAAGUGUGUAAUACGCUAGGUGUAGAAAUCGGGCUAAUAUUGAACGUUCAAGUUAGGUUUACGAAUGGAAAAAGAGCGGAAGCGCGCGCUGGCCCGAAACAUGUUUCGGGAAGAACAAAAAGAAAACAAAAAAAAGGAAGGCAGAAAUCUGAGUACCACGUCUCAUAAUAUCACACAAAUCAAAAUGAGAUCAAAAGCUAAACUCGAAACACGGUUCGAAUAUGCGAAUGGAGCAUGUUUUUAUUGGUAGUCCUUUUGCUGUAAUGCUUACGUUAUUUAAUCGAAUCAAAUCAAUAACCGAAAACACAAUCUCAAUUAGAUGCUUGUUGUAGAGACAUUUUUUUGAACAAUCUUACACAAUUUAUACUCCUUUUUAAAGUGCAUUUGUUUUGCUUUUGUUCAGCAUCCAAUUAUCUAGCUUCUUGUGUGUGUGUGUGUAUACAGUAACUAUCGUUUGAUGGAAAUGCCAAUCAUUUUCUAAUCAUCCUUUCUGUUGCACGGUUUCAUGGGGUUUUUUUACCCAGUCCAUGCUACGUUUUGUGUCUCUAACAGGCAACAUUUACAUUUGCUACAUCAUCUAGCAAAACAAUGAAGAUUUUUCAACGGUUGAAUUUGAAUGUGAUUUUUUAAACGUCCUUUACCUGGUUUUACCCCGGUAAAGAUACAGUCAGCGCGGUAGUAAAACACAAAUCAAAACCUAUAGUAAGCUGUAUUGCUAACAACAUUUACAAAACCACCCGUGUAAGUACACAAUUUGCGCAAUAAGUUCGUAAAUUUCGUAUCGCGUGUGUAUUGCCAAAAUGAGACGUACGGAUUUUUGAAACUUUAAUUAAACUUAAAAGAAACACAACACAAACCCAAUCCCGCUACCAUAACGUACCCCGCGAUUGGUGCAAACGAAAUGAGAAAGCCGUGUAUACUCGUCGUUGGCGUUGGAAGUGGUGUAGCGUGAAUGUGGCGACUGUGAAGCACAGUGAAUCAGAAUGCGAAAAGUAAAACAAAAAAAAAGAUGAAAGUGGAAGAAUAAAUGAAUCCUCAAGUGAAAAACCCAUUUGUAUAAAGGUUAAGCAUAAAGAAAACAGCGCAUUUCUUCAAACAAGUGACAUAAUAAAGUUGAAAGAAGAACUCAAAACACAAAACAAAACCAGACAAAACGUAAACCGAGCAAAACAAUCUCUCGUAGGAAUGGGAAAACAAACAUGAGCAAACAACAAACGAAGGCGAAAGUUGUACUUGUGGGUGGUGUGUGUGUAUGUGCGUAUCUUCUCGGGAAGCGCGAGACCAUAUACUAUCUAAUUAGCGAGGCCACAAAAUGAAACAACAACAAACGCUUGGAAGUUGAGGACGAACGCUGGUAGGAACGGACGAACGGACGGCGAGAACUAGUGGAGAAAAGUAGUAGUGAACAUGGAAGAAGAAAAAAUAUUAAGAGCAAACAAGAAACAAACUAAUAAUAACACCAGAGAUAUAAAAAUA